Messenger RNA from Hyaloperonospora brassicae, 1098 nucleotides. The record is from the annotation of a GenBank genome assembly. NCBI's taxonomy places the organism in Eukaryota, Oomycota, Peronosporomycetes, Peronosporales, Peronosporaceae.
AUGGCGUGGGGUCUCGCGGAUACGACGCCAACGCUGGCGCCUGCUGCAACUGCUACCGUUGCCUCGACGACUGACGCGUCUGGCUUGUCUGCCCCUGCGCGAGCGCUUGCACCGGUGCUCGAGUCCUUCGAAGCCAUUGACAUCUUUGAGGGUGUGAACCCUGUCACGAGGGUGGCGCUGGAGGGAGUUGCGCUGCUGCAGAUCAUCAAGCACUGCCACGGAAGCCCGCCAGGUGGUGUGGCUGGAUCGCUACUGGGCAUGGACAAUGAGCAGGUGCUGGAAGUGACCAACAGCUUUCCGUCGCUGCCUAGCAGCGAGCGCAAAAAGGGCACGAACGAGUACGAGCUGGACAUGAUGAAGAGUCUUCGCGAGGUGGGCAUGGACAACAACAAGGUGGGUUGGUACCAGUCGGUGGCCAUGGGCACCUUUUGCACGGCGUCGUUUAUCGAGCACCAGUACCAGUACCAGAAGUCGCUGGGUCCGAACGCCAUCUGUCUCAUUUACGACUCUGCCGAGACGUCGAAAGGCUCGCUUAGUCUCCACGCCGUGCGCCUUACUAAGGCGUUUGUGGACACUUACAAGAGUGGCGCUUUUACCAAGGAGAGCUUUGCAAAGACAGACAUCCGCUCAGCUACGAUAGUCGAGGAGAUUCCCAUCGAGAUUCGCAACGCAGACAUUAUCACGUGCUGGCUGGAACAGACCAAAGACAGCGUGUCGGGCAGUAGCUUUGAGCGUCUCGAUUUGGCGACUAACGCCUAUCUGGAGAACAGUCUGAAGAACAUGACGCUUUGGGCCGACGAGCUCGCGCAGGAACAUUACAAAUUCCAAGGAUUUGAGCGGGCAUUGUCGAAGCAGCGCGCCGCCUAUCAGCAGUGGCAGAACAGGCAGCGGGAGGAGAACAAGAUUCGUCGGGAAAACGGUGAGAAGCUUGUGCCUGAGGAAGACCCCAACUUUUUUAAGUCGGUGAACCAGCCCUCGCGUCUCGAGUCGCUCCUUAUCACGAAGCAGAUGAACACGUACUGUGAGCACAUUAACCGCUACGCGGGGAAGUCCUUUCAGAAGCUUUUCUUGGCUGCUAAGAUUCACCAGAAUGAGUGA